AAAAGAGAAGCAUCAUCACAAUUAACACUCAUUAGCUGAGUAAAAUCAAUCUACUAAGUGAUCUCCCCACCGAGAACCAUGCUGGACUGCAGUAAAAGCUGGUACACUUCCUUGGUUGUGCUGCUUGCACUUUUUGGAUGCAUCACAGCUGCACCCAGUAACUAUCGUCGACCUACCAGAGUGGGUCUUGUGUGCUGUGAGUCAGUCUCCAAAGCAAUUAUACCGCAACAUAUAAAGCUUACUGCAUACAAGCGCCAGAAUGCCCUAAAACCCUGUGUGGAAGCUGUCAUAUUUUUCACCGAGAAUGAAAAAUAUUGCUCUGACCCUGCUGCACGCUGGAUCCCAAAGAAAAUGAAAGGUUUGAAAGAACUCACUGAUUGAAAAUGCUGGACAGAUUGUUUGCAGCCACCUUUUUAUUGCUUCAAUAAUUUCACAUACAUAAAAAAGAAAAAAAAAAAGUUGCAUUAAUGUACUGCAUUUUAAAGAGUUUUGCAUGCACUGCAAGGUAGAACAAGACAAUUAACUCAUAAAUCAACAUACAGUAACAAAGAGUUGGGAACUAAGCAAUUUUUUAUGACAUUAUAAGCUUUGCUAUAACCCUUUAAAGCCUUUUAUCACUUUUCUAAAUGUGAUUACAUGUGUUUAAAUACCUGAUUAGUCAAGAGUCAAGUCAAGAAGCUUGCAUUGUUUAUUGAUUAAUACAAAUAAUGAUGCAUAGCAGAAUGCUUAACCCUUAAAAUUUAAUCGUUUUUGAAAGAGAAUGCAGAGAGUGCUUAAUUAUGUACAAUGUAUGUGGUUAUGUUACAUAUGUACAACAUUUUUGGAAGCCUUAAGGCUUAACUUUGUACUCUGUAUGUUAAUCCCUCUGUCUUCUUUAUCAGUAUGGAUCCCAAGUAAAAUAUUACUUUCUUACUUAAUAAUUUUUGCUUCAGGUCAACUCCUAUUGAAAAUUAAUGUAAUAUUAUCUAUAUGAUAUAUGGCAAGAUUUGCAGCAUAUUUUAUCAUUUAAAUUGUCUGCACUUUCACGAUUAUAUAAAUUCUGCAUAAUAAAACACCAUUAC
Molecule: messenger RNA, 1061 nt
Organism: Hemibagrus wyckioides
Lineage: Eukaryota; Metazoa; Chordata; Actinopteri; Siluriformes; Bagridae
Gene: ccl34b.4
Product: chemokine (C-C motif) ligand 34b, duplicate 4
Exons: 4
Coding region: 79-381 (100 amino acids)
Biological process (GO): immune response
Cellular component (GO): extracellular region
Molecular function (GO): chemokine activity
Source: RefSeq, a predicted model, not a curated record